This is a messenger RNA of Sporothrix schenckii 1099-18, 390 nucleotides long. RefSeq lists its product as uncharacterized. The transcript has a single exon. Lineage: Eukaryota; Fungi; Ascomycota; Sordariomycetes; Ophiostomatales; Ophiostomataceae. The record is from RefSeq and is a predicted model, not a curated record. Bases 1 to 390 code for a protein of 129 amino acids.
AUGGCGGAAGAUGUCGUUAUCUCGAUUGCCCGCGACGACAUACAAAGAUCCGCACAGGCGACAAGUCGUGCAGUGGAUGCUCCAGGUGGAACCGACCAUAUGCAUACAAUGGCGGAAGAGGGACUGAAUCCGACGUACGACAUUUUAUGGUACGAAUGUGCCGAGCGGACACGGGCUGCGAUGCAUAUGCGAAACCAUGGAAAAGGGCUGGUACCAUUACACAGUGUGGGUUGCGUUGUAAACCAAGCCGAUGAUUACCGCGCGGCUUUACAACUUGGACAGCAGGGACACCGAUCAACAAAAAUAGAGGACUUGAAACGGAAUAGAACGGACAGGGAGAUUGUGGGAUGGGGUUCGGCGACCCAUUCCUCCAUCUUUGGCGGACGAUAA